Molecule: messenger RNA, 2358 nt
Organism: Patiria miniata (bat star)
Lineage: Eukaryota; Metazoa; Echinodermata; Asteroidea; Valvatida; Asterinidae
Product: DUF21 domain-containing protein At4g33700-like
Exons: 9
Coding region: 108-1577 (489 amino acids)
Biological process (GO): magnesium ion homeostasis
Cellular component (GO): intracellular membrane-bounded organelle
Source: RefSeq, a predicted model, not a curated record
GUACCAUACCAGUACAACUACUCUUUUUCUUCCUUUGGCUUUGCCAUGAUGUUUCUGUUCUGUACUUUCUGUUCCAAAAACGUUUGACAGCUGACCUCUAAAACACCAUGUUUGAGGGGGCUUCAAUUACCUGCACCCAGGUGGACCCAGAGACCAUCAUAUGCAAUGGCACCACGUUCAAGGAGACAGAACCACCCCUGGACUACCACGACGAGAUGUUCUGGGUCUACGUUGGCAUUUACUGUGCACUAGUCCUCUUUGCAGGUUUGAUGUCAGGCCUGACCAUGGGACUCCUCUCCCUCGACAUCCUCAGCCUGCGCGUGCUCGCAGAGGGCGGCAAACCCCACGAGCAGCGUUACGCAAGACGCAUCACUCCUAUCGUGGAGCGCCAUCACCUCUUACUGGUCACGUUACUGUUGGCCAACGCGGGGGCAGUGGAGUCGAUGCCGAUCUUUCUGGGCAAAGUCACCAACGAAAUUAUUGCCAUCGUUGUGUCGGUCACGGCAGUGCUGCUCUUCGGAGAAGUUGUACCGCAGGCUAUAUGUACAAGGUACGGGCUGGCGAUAGGAGCAUGGUUAUCUCCAUUGGUUGUAAUUUUGAUGAUCCUAUUUUUCCCGAUUGCUUGGCCCAUCUCCAAAGUCUUAGACUGUAUCCUGGGACACGAGCACGGAACCUUCUUCCGAAGAGCAGAGCUUAGUGCCAUGGUCAGCAUUCACAAGGAGAAACAGCAAGAGAAUGAGGAACCACUGACAGAAGACGAGGUGCUAAUCAUACAGGGCGCCCUCAGUAUGCGCAACAAGGUGGUGAAGGACGCCCUCGUGCCGUUGGAGAGUAUCUUCAUGCUGGACGCACAGAGACGAAUGGAUGCCGAGUGUAUGGAAAAGGUCUUCGUCAAGGGUCCCUACUCACGGAUACCAGUUUACAAGGGUCACCGUGGCAACAUUUUGGGCAUUCUAUUGGUCAAGACUCUGGUGAAAGUCGAUCCCAACACGGCCCCCACUGUGGGGGAGAUCUUCCGAGAGCACGGCCGGACCCUCCCCACGGUGCCCGGUCACUUGCCUCUCUACGAUUUGUUAAACGAGAUGCAGACUGGGAAAUGCCACAUGGCGGCCGUCACGUCAUCGACAGACACCGCGAUUCCGAGGUCACCUCUAGAGGGCGCCGACCAAGUUGACAGUUUCAGUUGGAAGGAAGGGGACAUCCUUGGCAUCAUCACGCUGGAAGACAUCAUCGAGGAGCUCCUUCAGGAGGAGAUAGUGGACGAGACGGACGAGUUUGUAGAUGUGCAUCGUCGAGUGAGAGUUGCCCGAGCUAAGAUGGCUCGGACACAGUCAGUGCAGCAAGAUACUGGCAUCAUAGAGUCAGGGGCAAAACGACCAAGAGCCCCCUCCUCCUCGGCAAAAAGUCCCGGUAUCCGAAAUGAGCCGAUAUUUCAACUUGGGAGGAACGUCCACUAUGCCAAGGGUCAAGGGUCAGAGGCAACAAGGGGAAACCCCAGCAUGACAUCAUCGGUGAAUGCCGUUCACGAAGAGGAGGACAGAACCUCGGAUACUUCGCCUCUGAUCAGCCUUGAAUGAAGGCUUUCAUUUUCCUUCGGAAGAAAGUGAUGUGGUGCUGUUAUUGGCUGCGUGCAGGAACGGUAGAGGGCGCUCUGACGAUCGAGCCACGUUAGGGCACAGAGCAUGUUUACAAUAGCUAGAGGGCGCUCCAACGAAAGAGAAACAUUAGGGCACAUACCAUGUUUACAGUAGCUAGCAUACACACAGCCUGUUGGGUAAAGUAACUAGUAGCUGUCUUAUUAAGCAAAAAUGAGGGGAAAAAUAUGAGAAUGGUUGAAAAAUGAGGGGAGAAAAUAUGAAAAUGGUUGAAAAGUAUUGCUCAUCAUGCAACCUCUGUUAAGGGAUGUUCUGUGUUUUCAAAGCUGGGGGCAGAGUGAAUGCCUGUGGGAACCAUGCAGAGUGGACCGCUCUUGACUGAGGUCACCUGGCCCAAAGUAAUGAUCUCAUUGGUCAAUGCUCAAUGCUACGUCAACAAAUGCUAUUACAACGGUAAAAGGGUAUCAUGGUUCAACUUCAAAAUACAGUAAUCUUUGGCUAGAUUCAUUGGUAACAUUGCAGAUAUUUGAUAAAAGAAAGAAAUCAUGAUUCUUGUAAUAAUAUAUUGAUAUUUCAAUUUCAAUUCAAUUCAUACAAACAUUUAUUUCAAUAUUGCUGACAAAACUGUUUUUACAGCUUGUAUUUUUACAAUUUACAAACAUAAGUAGACAAACAUAAAACAAAGACAAGAACAAUUAUCUGAAUUCUCUGAUUGGAAAUGAAUUUUAGUGUGCCUGCCUAACUUGGAGCGAAAAGAAAAAGA